GCGUCGUCACAGAUAUAUCAUCUCAAAAUUCUACCGAAUGCGAUCUUCCAAAACUUAAAUCGCGUUGCUGGGACUGCGCCUUGUCAACGGUACAAAUCCACAAAAAAUCGUAAGUCUCGACUAGGAUUUCGUCUUGUGUUGUCAUUAAUGUGUAUGGCGUUGAAAUUCACUUAAUUAUGUUGUCCUGCCCCGGCCGCGCCUUUUCUUUUUUUCUCUUCUUCUUCUCCUUCUCCUCCUCUGCCAGCUCCUAUUUAUUUGUUUCAAGUAUACCCUCGUUUCGUGCUUUUGCUUUCGCACUUGUUUUUACUUAAUUUUCUUUCGUGUGCCAAGAGCAUCUUCUUAAGCAAGAGACCUGCGCAAAGAAACGGUGGAAAGUAGUAAUCGGUCGUACAUUUACUAUCACAAGAGAUGGACGACUAUGGCGUAGGAUCUAGUGGAAACACUGGAACCCCAGAGAGCCAAGCUGGAGCCCAAGGAAGCUAUGACAGUUCCGGUAGCUAUGGAUCAAGUGGAAGUCAAACAGCACAAGGUCAAUACAAUGCUCAGACAACCGCAUAUCAAUCCGCAUACACAUCUGCAGCCACUCCGACAACUACCUCUAACAGUCAAAGUCAAACAAACUCCGCAUUCCCAACUUCUACUUCUUCCUCGAAUGGACUAUCAUCGUCGGAACGAACAGCAAUAAUAGCAGGAGUUCUUGGUGGUGUCGGAGCAUUGUUGAUCAUAUCUCUCAUUGCUAUCUAUCUAUUGCAAAGGAGGAAGACUAAGAAGGUCGCUGGUCGCAAAGGAGUUACGCAGCAAGUAUCUUACAAUGGAUUAAACUCUUCAUUUGCCGGUGUACCUUUUAUCAAAAGUCAUACUCAAGGUACUGAUGGUGAAAUAUCUCGGCCACCAAUGGUUGCCGACACUUCAUACCAAGGAGCUUACAUGAGAGGCGGACAGUCCAGCUAUCCUGACCUUUCCAGUGAUAUGGAAACCGACCGAUUCCUACCAAAUGAUGAAGAAACUCAACAGAGAAUGGCCGCCGGAGGAAAUGGGUAUCACUCACCAUCUAAUCACCUUGGCUCCCCAACACAAGAUCCGUUCACAGAUCAAAACCGCCUAUCCCAGUUAACACAAAACCGUAUAUCUCAAUUGACACAAAAUCGCCUUUCUCAGUUGUCACAAAACCCCGAGUCUCCUACCAGACCAGGGCCACUAGUCAGACAUGAUACCAUGGGCUUUCCUCUCGACGACGACGAUACCUCGUACAUUGGACCAGAUGGUGAACAACACCGCCUCUCCAGAAUAAUGCACAGCCCCCACGCCUCAAUUCUCGAACCGACCAUCAUAGCUCCCGCCCCCGUACGCCCCACUAUUUCCCACGAGAAUCUCGAGCGAGGCCUUAAUGGAAACCAGGAUCUAUAUCAAAAUCGGGCCGCCCCUCAACACCUCGAUUCUUUGACAUCAAAUUACGAUAAUCCAUACGACAUCGAGGACGAAAAUGAUACAGUUCCACCUAUGUAUGGAGCUGUCCAAACUUCGUCUCCUGCUCCUAUGGAAUCGGGUUCAUGGAUCGCUGCACGCAAUCCACAUUUAGCUGCAGCUUUCGGUAAUGAUAUGCAUAGGAAUUCGAGCACGAGGACUCAGAGUAGUUUCGCACCAAGUGUGGUUAGUGAUACGGAGUUGGAUAGAUUGGGAGUGGGACAGAGACCGUGAGAAUGAGGGAGUGAAAGUUUAGGUUAUAGUGAAGGUCGAAUGAGAAUACGGAUAUGAAUUUCAUUUGUGGGAUCAGUGUGAUGGAUUGGGUCGAGAAAAGGGGUAAUGCUGAUAUUCGAUUGGAUAGGAUAUGAUGGGAUUGAAAGUGUAGGGAAGGGAGUAGGCAUUUUAAUUGGCGUUUUGGGGAAAACAUCAUGAUAUCCUGGUCCGGUCAGUGAAUAAUGAGUUGUUAGCAAUCUAUUUGAUUACCAUUAUCUUUUCAAAAUGUUUGUGAUUGCGAUUUGGGGGUUUGGGCUGUGUUCUGGGGUAAUGUUCUUCUUUGGGUGGGGA
Messenger RNA from Botrytis cinerea B05.10, 2028 nucleotides. RefSeq lists its product as hypothetical. Lineage: Eukaryota; Fungi; Ascomycota; Leotiomycetes; Helotiales; Sclerotiniaceae. The record is from RefSeq and is a predicted model, not a curated record. Bases 409 to 1698 code for a protein of 429 amino acids. The transcript has a single exon.